UUAGCCUAUCUAAAGUAGAAAACAUGUCCUCCCACCUGAAGAGGAAGUCUAAGGAUGUGUAUGUCUCCUGGCUAUCAAAAUAAACCAUAAUAGCCAUGUGACUGCAGUGUGAAUGGGGGGAUGAAUAGGAUUAGCUUCACAACUCAUUAAUCUGACUGUCCCCUACACCCUUCCCAAUGAGCAGCUAAGGAUUCCCCCACAUGCACAGGACAAACUACGCUAUCACGCCUGUCGGCAGCCUGGAGCUCAGAGGGGCAACGUGCCCGUGAAAACCACACAAUUCAAGAUAAGAUGACAUCACCACCUACAAACAAAAAGCUCAACAAGCAGCUUCAACAUGUUCCAAAGCGGCACAUGAAGGCUUCAAUGGAAAACUUACCCACAGUCGAUUUGAGGGCGACGGCUGGGAGCGGAUUCUUUCAGGUUCGGCAUGCAGCACUGUGCAAAUCAAGGAAGGUAAUAGUCUUUCAACGCAGCUGUUGAGGCCUUAAAUUUGAGACCCAGACUCCUCAGAACAUCGAGCCACAGAAUACCUGCAGUUUCCUUUUGACACCUGGAAUCCAGGAGACUGCAGCAACACUGAGAGCAACUCGCAGCUCGUUAGGAGGAUUAUGUCAUUAUAACUGACAACUUGAGCUUCCUCAGAGUACGACGGCUACAAGGCAACGUCAGUCCUGCUUCACUUACACCCAGCAGGAGCCAUGGAUGACCCCUACCACAACAACGUGAACCAGCAGGUGACAGAGGGUGGAGAAUACACCUACACCCAGGAUGGAGGAGGCUACCCUUAUCAGACUGACUACCCUCCACAGGAAGAGGAUGCUGCUAGCGAUGCCACAGAGGGCGCAGACGAUGAUGAGCAGAUGUAUGAGGGGGAGUACCAGGGCAUCCCCCACCCUGACGAGAUCAAGGAGGCGCGGCGCGCAGCUCGGUUGGAGGCCAGGAGGAAAGCCCGUCAGGCUGGCCAGCAGGAAGAGGAGGAGGAAAGCCUGCCAGAGCAGUACGAGACCAUCAUGGAAGACUGCGGGCAUGGGCGCUUUCAGUGGAUGCUGUUCUUUGUCCUGGGCCUGGCCCUAAUGGCUGACGGUGUGGACGGCUUCGUGGUGGGCUUCGUCCUGCCCAGUGCUGAGAAGGACAUGUGUAUAUCCAACUCUGACAAAGGAUUGCUGGGUCUACUGGUGUAUGUAGCCAUGAUGGUGGGGGCGUUGGUGUGGGGGGGUCUGUGCGAUAAGAUGGGGAGGAGGAAGUGUCUGAUCUACGUCCUGACCAUCGACCUGGUUUUCUCCUUCCUGUCCUGCUUUGCUCAGGGCUACGGCUUCUUCCUCUUCUUCAGGUUCUGCUCCGGCUUUGGCAUUGGUGGCUCAAUCCCGAUAGUGUACACCUACUUCACCGAGUUCCUGCAGAUGGAUAAACGUGGUGAACAUCUGAGCUGGCUCUGCAUGUUCUGGAUGCUGGGAGGCCUGUAUGCCUCCUUCACCGCCUGGGGAAUCAUCCCUCACUAUGGUUGGGGCUUCGCCAUUGGUACUGAGUUCCAGAUCCACAGUUGGAGAUUAUUUAUUUUCGUGUGUCUCUUCCCGGCGCUGGCUGCACUUGUCGGUGUCAUCUUCAUGCCGGAGAGCCCUCGUUUCCUCCUGGAGAAUGCCCGACACGAUGAGGCGUGGAUGAUCCUGCGACGAGUUCACGACACCAACUGGAAGGCCAAGGGGGAGCCGGAGAGAGUCUUCACUGCAACCAACAUUAAGACUCCACAAACUCAGGAGGAUGAGUUCAUAGAGAUCCAGAGUGACACUGGAACUGCCUUCCAGCGCUGGACCGUCAGACACAUGACCAUGCUGCAACAGGUGAUGGCUAACAUAAUGUCACUAGCAGCGCCAGAGCUCAGACUGCAAGGCCUCUUCCUGGUUAUUGUCUGGUUCUGCUUGGCCUUCAGCUACCAUGGACUGGGAGUGUGGUUCCCCGAUAUGAUCAAAUACAUGCAGUUUGAGGAGUACGAGUCCAAGGUCCGAGUGUUCCACCGAGAGCGAGUCGAACAUUUUCACUUCAACUUCUCACUGGUCAACCAGAUCCACCGCGAGGGAGAGUACAUCCAUGACAAGUUCGCAAACAUUGAGAUCAAGUCUGUGAAGUUUGAGGAUUCUCUGUUUGAAAACUGCUACUUUGAGGAUGUCAAGUCAACCAACACCUUCUUCGAGAACUGCACCAUCAAAAACACUGUCUUCUAUAACACAGACCUCUGGCAGGAAAAGUUCAAAGACUGUCGAAUGGAGAACACCACCUUCCUCCACCCAAAGAAAGGCUGCCAUCUGAACUUCCAGGAGGAGAACGACAUCGUCAUCUACUUGGUCAGCUUCCUGGGCAGUUUGGCGGUGUUGCCGGGCAACAUCAUCUCAGCAUUGUUCAUGGACAAGAUAGGAAGGAUCAGAAUAAUAGGUGGCUCUAUGUUAGUGUCGUCUGUCUGUACUUUCCUGUUGCUGCUAAGUUUCAGUCAAGGAGCUGUAAUAUGUUGGCAGUGUCUCUUCUAUGGCGCCAGCGUGGCAGCCUGGAAUGGAUUAGAGGUCAUUUCUGUGGAACUCUACCCCUCCUCUAAAAGAGGGACAGCGUUCGGUAUCCUAAAUGGGAUUUGUAAGUUUGCGGCCAUCAUUGCCAGCUUCAUCUUUGCAGCCUUCAUCGGCAUCACUAAGAUCAUCCCCAUCUUCCUGGCCUUCGCCGCCCUCGUUUGCGGAGGUCUGGUAGCUCUCAAGCUGCCCGAAACCCGGGAGAAAAUCCUCUCUUGAAAAGCCAAACUCCUGCAGCCUCCAGGCCUCAACCACAGUUUAGCUAUGGGGGAAAGCUUUUUGGGAUAUCAGCUUAAACUGAAAUGGAAAGACAAGGAAGGAAAGGUCACACUGUGCUAGCUGUGUGGAUGAGCCUGCCAUGGUUAUAUGAUUAAAAAUGUUGAAAACCUG
Molecule: messenger RNA, 2945 nt
Organism: Micropterus dolomieu (smallmouth bass)
Lineage: Eukaryota; Metazoa; Chordata; Actinopteri; Centrarchiformes; Centrarchidae
Gene: sv2ba
Product: synaptic vesicle glycoprotein 2Ba
Exons: 16
Coding region: 702-2774 (690 amino acids)
Biological process (GO): chemical synaptic transmission; transmembrane transport
Cellular component (GO): membrane
Molecular function (GO): transmembrane transporter activity
Source: RefSeq, a predicted model, not a curated record